UGAGUUUUUAUUUAUAGAGAGCACAACACGAUUUGUAAUCAAAUAAAACAAGCUAAUCAAAUGCCAAUAAUAAGCUUAUCAAGUGCUUCUUUGCGAUAGCAUUGCGACCGUGUGAAGUUUAUAGUUACAGUUGCAGAUCGUGGCACGCUUUAGUGUCGAAAGAUCGUCCAUGCGGGUGCGUCGCACCACCCAAAUUGCCAAAUAACAAAGGAAAGAAAAACUAAAACCGAUCAAGCAAAAUAUUCUCAUAGAAAACGGAAGUCGUGUGAGAAAAGGAAAUAUGACUUGCCUAUUGGUGGUGGUGGUAGUGGUGGUGCUACUGCUUCAGUUCACUUUCUGUCUUGGCAUUGCGCCACGUGAUGAUGAACUGAUUGUGCGCACGACUUUGGGUCCCAUCCAAGGUAGCACAAUGAAGAGCUUUCGCAACCAGACGAUCUAUGCGUUUCGCGGAAUACCCUAUGCUCAGCCGCCAGUGGGUGAGCUGCGAUUUCUGCCGCCCCGACCAAUUCAGGCCUGGGGAGAUACCACAUUGAAGGCCACCUCCGACUCGCUGAUAUGUCCCCAGACGGGCGUCAAGCUGCUGAUGAGCGAGGACUGUCUUAAGCUGAAUGUUUUUACCAAGACUCUAAAUGACAGUCUGUCAGUGAUUGUGUAUAUACACGGUGGUGCCAAUGUCCUGGGCAGCGGUCAUAGCAAAUACGAGGCUGGACCUGAGUAUCUGCUGGAUCACGAUGUUGUCAUGGUGGCUUUCAACUAUCGGCUGGGCGCCUUGGGCUUCCUGGGAGGCAGCAAUAAUGCCUAUUUGGAUCAGGUCAUGGCACUGGAGUGGGUGCAAUCGCACAUAUCCCACUUUGGAGGCGAUCCGGACAGGGUUACGAUACUGGGCUUGAGUGCAGGCGCCAUGGCUGUCAGCUUACAUUUGGCCUCGCCUUUGUCCACUGGACUGUUCCAUGGUGCCAUCCUUAUGAGCGGCUCGGCAACGAAUCACUACAGCAUACACAACCAAUUCUGGACACGUAUCUUGGCCAGACAGUUGAGCUGUCCCAUGUACGAUGAGUUCGACAUGAUCGAAUGCCUACGCAAAGUCAGUUGGCAGCGCAUCGUCGACGUCUGUAGUGAUUGGGAACAGUACAAGUUCGUCAACAUGAAGUGGAACUACGAAGUCGAUGGAUAUUUCUUGCCCAUGCAUCCCAGUGCUCUGAUAGCCAGCGGCAGAUUUAACCGGGUGCCGCUGAUGGUCAGCUACACCGCCAACGAGCUGGACUUUACCACCAUAGGACAUCUGGACAAUAAACUGCUGCUGCACGACAUCAUUACGCACUUCAAUGAGUAUGCGCCGGAGCUUUUCCUGUUUGACUAUAAUGUAAGAAGGAGCACGCGCCUGAAGGAUUUCUAUCUGGGUCCCGAUGUCGAGGAGCUGAACGCCACGAAUAUUGAGAGGUUUGGACAGAUCUUCUCCGAUGGCAUUAUAGGCCACGGUGUCUAUAGACUUGUACAGAUAGCACGCAGCCACACCAAUGUCUACUACAUGCGCAUGGAUUACGUUGGACAGAGAAGUGUCUCGGCGCCGCUGGAUAAUGACAAUAUGCCAACUGGAGUGGGGCAUGCGGAUGACUGGCAGUAUGUGAUGCCUAGCUUGUGGUAUGGCUCAAUCUUCAGUCCCAAUCAUACGGAUCUGUUCAUGAUGGAGCGCCUGACCAGUUGGAUAACUCAUUUUGCACGUACGGGUGAGCCCCUGGACAACUCUCUCAUAUAUUGGCCACCCUGCAAUGAGACAGAGAUGCAGAUGUUAUACAAUGACAAUGUCACUAAGUUAGGUCCACCCGAUUUCAUUGAUCGUUAUAGCCUCUGGGAUGACCUUUUCCCCAUCAGAUAUUCGGAUGGCGCUGCCCGAAGCCAACUUCAGCUCGGCUUUGUCGUCGGUGUGGCCCUGCUCGUCGGGCUGUUCCCUCAAUUAAUGUAGCCAUUAGGUGUGGAAAAAGCUUAUCAAUAGGCAGUUUAGAUUACGCUAAUGACGUCGCUUACUCGCUGCAGCUAUUUACUUUGAUUAAUUAAUCAACAAAGGCGUGAGAUUUUCAAUGUUUUUCCGAAGAUUGUGAGAGUGUUUGUAUGCCUAUGCGUGUGUAUUUGUUGGUGUUGGAUUGUGGAGCUUGUUUUGGCCGAGGCCUUUGGGCAAUUAGUCUACAAGGCAGCUUAAAUAUACAUUAAUUUGUCUUUAAACGAUUCUCUGUUGGGCUGAGGAGACGCCCUUUGACCUUUUGUCGGGCAUCGUAAUUGUGUGAUAAUUUUUUUUUGGUAUUAACAGGUUCGCACAGUGCCACGCCCCACACACUGCUUCCUUCAGCCCCCAAAGCAGCGCCGCUUGCAGUCGCGACGGCCGCUGCUAUUGACAUUCGAGAUUGGCAGCAUUUAAGAGAUUUUCUCGUGCGUGAAAAAUCUCCGACAUAUGCGAGCUCCGGCAAAGGAUUAUCGCCAGCAAUUUAAAUGGAGAGGGCUGCAAACCAUUGCUGGACAAGGGUUUGCUGUAAUGUUUGCACUCUUAUCUCGAUUGCGAGUUGGUACACAUAAUUGUCUACAAGUUGAUACAAUGAGCUCAGAGAAAGUUGUAUACGAAAUGCGAAACAAUAUGAUUGUCGUAUAUUUGUAAGCUAUGAAAUAUUGAUUAAAUUAAAUACAGAUAAAUUG
Drosophila hydei is the source of this 2685-nucleotide messenger RNA. RefSeq names its product esterase E4. Bases 281 to 1963 code for a protein of 560 amino acids. The transcript is spliced from 3 exons. NCBI's taxonomy places the organism in Eukaryota, Metazoa, Arthropoda, Insecta, Diptera, Drosophilidae. The record is from RefSeq and is a predicted model, not a curated record.